AUGACACGCUCUGCCCUACGCGCGGUGGGCGUCUUACUGUACACUCUGCUGACCGCCGGCCUCACCGGGGCUCAGAAUCCCACUUCGACAACCGGCAGCAUUGGCACCGCGACUAUCAGCGGAGUCCUGUCCACGUUUUCUGCGCAGUUCACUGUUCCAUCAACCGCUGACCGGGGAGCAACACUGAUCCCUAACGUUCGUGAUCCGGAGGCUGUAGAUGCGCAGACCGUCUGCCCAGGCUACAGAGCAUCGGGCGUUACUCGUGGCCCUAAUGGAUUCUCCGCUAUCCUAACGCUUGCGGGUGAACCGUGCAAUGUCUACGGUACCGACAUUGAAACCUUGACGUUCACUGUCGAAUAUCAGUCCGCCGACAGGUUGUCUGUGAAUAUCCAGCCAGCAUACCUUGCGGCUUCGAAUUUAUCCCAAUACAUCCCUCCGGAGCAGUACAUCCCCAGACCUUCGGUUGACGAAGAUGCAGGCGCGACCACGCAGACCAAUGACUUCCAGUUUGUCUGGAGCAAUGAUCCAGUCUUCUCUUUCACUGUGAUCCGCAAGAGCACCGGGGAUGUUGUCUUUACAACUGAGGGUAGUGUCCUGGUGUACGAGAACCAGUUCAUUGAGUUUGUCUCUGCUCUUCCGGAGAAUUACAACCUCUAUGGCUUGGGAGAACGGAUCCAUAGCCUCCGACUCGGCAACAACUUUUCUGCUACCAUAUACGCAGCAGAUGCUGGUGACCCUAUUGAUUACAACAUUUACGGUAGCCAUCCAAUAUACUACGACACACGUUACUUUGAAGUCGACUCCGAAUCAGGCAACACGACACUUUUCACUGGCAAUGAGACAGAUGCAAACACAGACUACGUCUCAUAUACGCACGGCGUCUUUCUAAGGAACACUCACGGGCAAGAGGUGGUGUUGAAGCACGACAACGUUACAUGGCGCACCCUGGGCGGCAGCAUUGACCUCUUCUUCUUUAGCGGUCCUUCCAUCGAUGCAGUUGCCAAGCAAUAUCAGCACAGCGUAACCGGUCUGCCCGCCAUGCAGCAGUACUGGACGUUCGGCUUCCAUCAAUGCCGCUGGGGUUACAAGAACUGGACGCAGUUGCAGGAGGUUGUGGACAAUUUCAGGAAUUUUGACCUUCCUCUUGAGACUAUCUGGGCCGAUAUCGAUUACAUGAACCAGUAUCGUGACUUCACUACUGAUAACGUCACCUUCCCGCUUGCUGAGGGAUUGGAGUUCUUUUCCAACCUGCAUGCAGAUGGGCAGCACUUCAUGCCGAUUGUUGAUGCUGCUAUCUACAUUCCGAAUCCAGACAACGAAAGCGAUGCAUACGCUACAUACACCCGCGGGCAGGAGCUUGAUGUGUUCCUCGACAAUCCCGACGGAAGUCAGUACAUAGGCGCUGUCUGGCCGGGCUACACAGUCUUCCCGGACUGGUUCACCGAGAACGCCGUUGCGUGGUGGGUAAAUGAGAUGGUCCAAUGGUACCGUGACGUCCAAUACGACGGUUUCUGGAUCGAUAUGAACGAGGUCGCUUCGUUCUGUGUAGGUUCGUGCGGCUCUGGCAAUCUCAGCUUGAACCCUGUGCAUGUUCCGUUCAAACUCCCUGGAGAAGAGGGCGCGUUAAUAUACGAGUACCCGGAAGGCUUUAACCUCACCAACGCGACUGAAGCCGCGUCGGCGUCCGCCGCUUCAUCAAGCCAGGCUGCUGCGUCCAUGACCGCAGUUCCAACCGAGACCGACCAGCAAACUUCCACGUCGUCAACUACGCCAAACUACCUCCGCACAACGCCGACGCCUGGAGUACGGGAUAUCAACCAUCCACCUUACGUAAUCAACAACAUACAUGGCGAUCUUGCUGUGCACGCUGUCUCACCAAACGCCACCCACGUUGACGGCACGGUAGAGUAUGAUGUCCACAACAUAUGGGGUCAUCAGAUCCUGAACGCCACCUACCAAGGCCUUCUUGCGGUCUUCCCCGGCAAACGCCCCUUCAUCAUCGGCCGCUCCACGUUCCCCGGAUCCGGCAAAUGGUCUGGUCACUGGGGCGGCGACAACGGAAGCAAGUGGUACUACAUGUACUUUGGCAUACCCCAAGCCCUCUCCUUCCAACUAUUCGGCAUCCCCAUGUUCGGCGUCGACACGUGCGGCUUCAACGGUAACACCGACAUGGAGCUCUGCUCGCGCUGGAUGCAGCUGUCCGCCUUCUUCCCCUUCUACCGCAACCACAACGUCCUCUCCGCCAACCCCCAGGAGCCAUACGUCUGGAGCGCGGUUCUCGACGCCAGCAAGACGGCCAUGAACAUCAGAUACCGCCUACUCCCCUACAUGUACACGCUCUUCUACUUGAGCCACACGACCGGCUCGACCGUCAUGCGCGCUCUGGCCUGGGAGUUCCCCAACGAGCCAUACCUCGCAGACGCGGAUCGGCAGUUCCUACUCGGCCCCUCGCUGAUGGUGACGCCCGUCCUCGAGCAAGGUGCCAGCAGCGUGGACGGCGUCUUUCCCGGCGUCGGCAGCGGAGAGCUCUGGUACGACUGGUACAGCCAGGCGGCCGUCACGGGCGUCAGCGCGGGUCAGAAUGUGACAAUCCCGGCGCCGCUAGGCCAUAUCCCGCUCUAUGUGCGGGGCGGCAGCGUCUUGCCGCUGCAGGAGCCGGGAUACACGACUGCGCUCGGUCGGCAGAAUCCAUGGGGCUUGCUGGUUGCGCUGAGUAAGGAGGGGACUGCGACGGGGCAGUUGUAUGUCGAUGACGGGGAGAGCCUGGUCCAGAAUGCGACGCUGCUGGUUGACUUUGCGGCUGUGGGCGGCGCGUUGUAUGCAAGUGCGAGAGGGGAGUACAGGGAUGCGAAUCCGCUUGCUAAUGUUACGGUCAUGGGGUUGAGCAGCGCGCCUGGGAAUGUUACGUUGAAUGGCCAUGCGCUGAGCAGUGGGGUGAGUUUCAAUGAGACUAGUGGGCUUUUGACAGUCACUGGCCUGGGUAGUGCGACGAGCGAGGGGGCGUGGAGCAGUGACUGGGUGCUGAGGUGGACGUAG
Molecule: messenger RNA, 3036 nt
Organism: Coniosporium apollinis CBS 100218
Lineage: Eukaryota; Fungi; Ascomycota; Dothideomycetes
Exons: 7
Coding region: 1-3036 (1011 amino acids)
Biological process (GO): carbohydrate metabolic process
Molecular function (GO): hydrolase activity, hydrolyzing O-glycosyl compounds; carbohydrate binding
Source: RefSeq, a predicted model, not a curated record